This is a messenger RNA of Microtus oregoni (creeping vole), 4128 nucleotides long. Its product is annotated as AF4/FMR2 family member 1-like. The transcript is spliced from 2 exons. Gene Ontology annotation, cellular component: super elongation complex; nucleus. The record is from RefSeq and is a predicted model, not a curated record. Gene Ontology annotation, biological process: regulation of gene expression. NCBI's taxonomy places the organism in Eukaryota, Metazoa, Chordata, Mammalia, Rodentia, Cricetidae.
AUGGCAACUCUUGACAUCAGUGAAAAUAGUAACCUUCUUCGGAUUUGAGAGAAGGAGAGAGGCAACCAAGAAGCUCACCCGGAGAAAGAGGUGUUUGCAGAAAAGAUGCCACUGUUUGGAGAGCCGUACAAGACUACAAACAGGGAUGAGUUGUCGCGUCGGAUACAGAACAUACUAGGAGACUACGAAGUGAUGAAGGAGUUAUGGAGAUCUAUGUCUUGUACUCAGUGUCCAAAUGGUUCUGAAGACAGCCAGGGGAAGCCGAAAUAUCCUUCAUUUCAUGACAAGGAGAGCCUUGAAUCCAACUCCUGUUGCACGCACAUCUACCACAAGCUUUUCGGUACUUCUUCUGCCCGUGGAUCACCUUUUGUUGGUAACAUUAGCCACAGUUCAAAGAUGGCACCACCAAGGAUGGAGCCAGUGCCAAGUCUCCAUGCCAAAAACUAUGGUCCACCCGACAAACAGCAUCUGACUCGAGAUCGCCUCAGUCAGGAGGGGCACUCUUCAAACCACAAAAAGUGUGACCGCAGAGCUGAUGGUGACUCAGCUCCGGCUAAAAAACUCUCACCCUUAAUCUCCCCUGUGUCCCAUUUGUCCCCUGUACAUUCCAGACUGCAAAGAACCAGCAAGGUUUACAGCAGCAGUAGCACUAGCAAUAAAGGCUACUGUGCAGACACGUCUUCCAAGGACCUGAAGGUGAAGGUUCAAGAUAACGAGCCUCCUCUCGCCAGUUCAGUGGUAAUUACGAGACUGGGGGUGGCCUCUUCUCAAACGUUUCCACCCCCACCCCUCCCCUCAGAAAGUGUUGCAAUGCAGCAGAAGCCCAUGACAUGUAUCUGGCCCACGGAGGGUCAGAAUCAGGCUCCCAGUGAGUCCUUGGGCCUGAAGCCACCACUGGAAGACAAUGGUCGGCAGAACUUCGAAAAACUGGAUGUAAAAGUGCCAGCCAAAGCCAAACUCACCAGACUGAAGAUAUCUUCACAGUCGGAGUCGGUGGAGCAGUUGUUCUCCAAUGAAGUCCGCUGCAUUGAGGAGAUUCUGAAGGAAAUGACCCAUUCGUGGCUCCCUCCUCGGACAGCCAAGCAUAAACCCAGGACGGCCAAGACCAAGCAUACACCCAGUACGGCCAAGUCAUCCAGAUCUCCUUUCCCUACAAAGGAGCCUCUGCCCAAUAGUUCUGCAACCCAAAGCCAUAAUCAAUACGAUCCGGCUUCCAAAAUUUAUCCCAAUUCCCAGCAAAAAACAUCCACACUCGGUGCGGACCUGCAGCUCAGUGAUAGUGAAGAGAGCGACACAGAACAAACUACAGAGAAGCUUCCAUCCCUAUCUGCACCUUCAAGCGCUGCCCAGAUUCUCCCCAAGCCGGAUCCCAAUUCCCAGCAAGGAACAUCCAUACUCUGGGAGGACCUGCAGCUCAGUGAUAGUGAAGAGAGCGACAUUGAACAAACUGCAGAGAAGCUUCCUUCCCUAUCUGCACCUUCAAGCGCUGCCCAGAUUCUCCCCAAGCCGGAUGCCAAUUCCCAGCAAGGAACAUCCAUACUCUGGGAGGACCUGCAGCUCAGUGAUAGUGAAGAGAGCGACAUUGAACAAGCUGCAGAGAAGCUUCCUUCCCUAUCUGCACCUUCAAGCGCUGCCCAGAUUCUCCCCAAGCCGGAUCCCAAUUCUCAGCAAGGAACAUCCAUACUCUGGGAGGACCUGCAGCUCAGUGAUAGUGAAGAGAGCGACAUUGAACAAGCUGCAGAGAAGCUUCUUUCCCUAUCUGCACCUCCAAGCGCUGCCCAGAUUCUCCCCAAGCCUGAUCUCAAUUCCCAGCAAAAAACAUCCAUACUCUGGGAGGACCUGCAGCUCAGUGAUAGUGAAGAGAGCGACAUUGAACAAACUGUAGAGAAGCUUCCUUCCUUUUCUGCACCUCCAAGCGCUCCCCAGAUUCUCCCCAAGCCGGAUCCCAAUUCCCAGCAAGGAACAUCCAUACUCUGGGAGGACCUGCAGCUCAGUGAUAGUGAAGAGAGCGACAUUGAACAAGCUGCAGAGAAGCUUCUUUCCCUAUCUGCACCUCCAAGCGCUGCCCAGAUUCUCCCCAAGCCUGAUCCCAAUUCCCAGCAAAAAACAUCCAUACUCUGGGAGGACCUGCAGCUCAGUGAUAGUGAAGAGAGCGACAUUGAACAAGCUGCAGAGAAGCUUCCUUCCCUAUCUGCACCUCCAAGCGCUCCCCAGAUUCUCCCCAAGCCGGUGGUGUCAGCAUAUUCCAGUAGUGCAAAGUCGGAAAAUAAGGGUGAAAACUGCAACACUGACCAGCUACACCCUGAGUCCAAAGGCUCUCCCCCCAAGAGUUCCAGCAAAGCUGUCCAAGAUCCCACUGAAGGGCCCCAACCUGAGGAGAGGAGCUGCCAGAAAUCCCCUGCCCAACAGGAGUCCCCACCUCAGCAAACUAUUGAAACCAAACAACCCAGAAAACCUGCCAAGGGCUCUGGCCAGGUGGAAAGUAAACCAGGACCCCUGCCUUCUGUAUCAAAAAAUCAGACUUCCAAAGACAAACCCGAGAUGAAGGCAAAAGGCAGGGAGCCUAAGCCUGAAGCUCCUAUGCCCAACCAUCAGGCAGCCGAGCCUGCCCCUAAGGAGAAAAGGAAGCACAAGGGUUCCCAGGCUCCCUCAGGCCCUCAGCCUCCAAAGGACAAAGCUCUAAACAGGAACUCUUUCACUCCACCCUACGGUGGUAAGGGCUGCAGUGGUGGCAGCAGUGGCAGGUCUAGCCACUGCCAACAAACUGCAAGUGUCCGGGAAGACGGUCAAAAGAGAGACACCGAAUUGCUCUCACUGCUCAGGGACUCUCCACUACCAACGAGUUUGGUAGAGAAGAUAAACCUAGAUCACCUCACUCGGAUUCCCCAGCCCCUGGGGAAGGGUGGCAGCCCUAGGAAAGCAGAAGACAGGCAGCCGCAAGCAGAUAAGAAGCAAGACUCUGAAAAGAGAGACUGCAAUGGCUCCAGCAGACUGAGCAAGAAGAGAAAGGGCAGCGACUCAGAAAAAGACCAUGCCAGCAAGAAAAUCAGAAGGGAGAAAGAUGUCCAGUCACAUUGUACUUCUUCUUCCUCUUCCCAUACUGAAUCUUCCAAAACAGAGACUUCCAAAAUGCCUUCUCUGCCACCUGUGUCAGCCUCUUCCUCCUCCCAGAAGUCAACCAAAACUGCAGGCAAGAAGCCAAAGCCGGAUGUAGACACCUGUGGUCAGGACCCUCCCAAAAGUGCAGGCAGUGCCAAUGCCAAUGACAAGGACUCUUCUGUUCCCAAGCCCAGAAAAGUGCCGAAAGUGCAGGCCAAGGGCUCGGAAUACAAAGGGUCUUCUAGAGAAGCCACAAACGCGUUCCUAGUGCCUUCUUCGCCAAAGGGUAACUGUAAACCAGGGAAGCCACAAGUGAAACCUUACAUGCAGAAAGCUGACUUUUACAUGAAGGAAGCUCAAAGGUUGAAGUGUAAAGCAGCGGCAAUGACGAACAAGAUCAAAAAGGCCUUCAAAUAUUUGGAAGCUGUCCUGUCUUUAAUUGAGUGUGGGAUGGCCAUGGAGUCAGAAAGCUCAGUAAAGGCAGCGUACGCUGUCUACUCAGAAACUGCAGACCUCAUUAAGUUCACGAUGUCAUUAAAAUCCUUCUCGGAUGCCACGGUGCCAGCACAAGAAAAGAUAUUUGACGUUUUAUGUUUACGUUGCCAGUCACUGGUGAACAUGGCGAUGUUUCGCUGUAAAAAGGACAUAGUAAUGAAGUAUUCUCACUCUCUUGGUGACCACUUCAACAAUUCUUCUCUGUGCACAGGUAUUCCGUCCUCCCUCUCCCCAGUGCCUUCUCCUGCCAGAUCUGUCAGGUCCCAGUCAAGUGCUGGUGGGAUGAUGGCCACCGUCAGUGUCCCAGUCACCAUCCAGAACAAGACCUUUGCCUAUUUCACCAUCACAAACCACCUCCUUAAAGCCUUGGAACUCUGGGAACAGUCAGAGGCCCUUACAAAUGAGAAUAAAAAAUUCUUUGCUCAGCUCAGCACAAAGGUGCAUAUCUUGACCCUCAACAGCAGCCUGGUGGACCUGGUGAUCUACACAAGGCAAGGUCUGCAGCGGCUGAAACAAACACCCAAAAAUCCCUAA